[Candida] anglica is the source of this 2730-nucleotide messenger RNA. The record is from the annotation of a GenBank genome assembly. NCBI's taxonomy places the organism in Eukaryota, Fungi, Ascomycota, Pichiomycetes, Serinales, Debaryomycetaceae.
AUGUGCUCUACUUGUCCUCAAAACUUUGAACAAAUCUGUUCUUGUGUCGGCUCUACUCGUUUGAGUAGACAUGGUGCUAACUUCCCUCCAAUUUCUAAAAUUGUUGAGUGGACCCAGAGCCUUGAAGUUUCCUCCUUUACUCCCAAUGAAUAUUCAAGCACUUGUGAUAUUUCCUAUCCUCCCCAAUUCUCCGAAGUUUUAACUUCAGACGUGGAAGAAAUUCCUCGUCCAAACACCCCAAUUGAUUCAAAUUUUACUGUUUCUCAAUAUACUCCCUUGGUUUCUAACAUUGAUAUUGCUGCUUGUAUCUUGUUGCUUCUGCUCCAUUCAAUCUCAAAAAGGUGUUGUAAUUCCUAUAUUCUUCCCCUCUCACAUUUGAUUGAUACUGAGUUUGAUAAUCAACAUUUAUACUUUCCGAUAAGAGGUGGAGUACCUUGUCUCAAAAGUGAACCUUAUGCUCUUUUGAUGUGCAUUGAUGCUAGUCCUAUUGCUAUCGAGGAAUGCAAAAUUGUUGAACUUGACGACUCAGCAUCCUCACUGGAUGAAGAGAAACAUGCUGAAAUAUUUGACUUGGUUCCUGAAGAAUCAUCUGAAGAUGAACAUGUUGAAUUAAUUUCUGGUGAACAAAAGCUCCAAGAUUCUCUGCUUGAAGUAUGUGAUGUUGAAUCUUCUGAGUGUGUCAUGGAUGAGAGUAUUGGUUUGACAUUUGACGAACUUCUUGAUAUUGCUCAUUGUUUUGGCAUUGGUGAGGAGGUUUACUCUACCACCAGCCCUGAAGAAUGGUUUUUCUCAUUUGAGGAGCUUUUUGAUAUUGCAAAUUGCUUUGGGGUCAUUGAAGAGGUUUACUCUGUGGCCACCUCUUCACUGAACUCUAGAGAAAACCCAUGGAAUUUCACGUUUGAAGAGCUUCUAGACAUUGCUCAUUGCUUUGGAAUUGUUUCUGAACCUCCUAAACUGUUCAUAAACCCAAAUCUCACUUGGGCUCAGCAUCUAAGUGUUCAGAAGGUUGUACCAAAAAAUGAUUCUUCAAUGAAGAAUAAGCAGACUAUUCUUAGAAAGACUAUCCCAAAGAUUGUCUCAGUUGGUGUUCCUGUCAAAGUUCCAAUUGAGUCUCCAGUUGAAGCUCCAUCAAUUGAAUCUAAGGAUUCCGAUUAUUACUUUGACUUGCCAUUCUCUUUUGCAGACCUUGAUGAAAUUGAAGAUGAUAAAUUCUUGUCUUUUGAAGAAUUAUUUGACAUUGUUCAAUAUCUUGGUCUUUCAGUUGAAAUUUCAUCAAUUAUUGAGUCUAAGAAUUCUGAGUAUAAUUUCGACUUGCCUUUCUCCUUUGCAGACCUUGAAGAUGUUGAAGAUGACAAACACCUCUCAUUUGACGAAUUAUUUGACAUUGUUCAAUUUCUUGGUCUUGUUCCUAAGUCAACUCCAGUCCGGAAACUCACCUGGGCCGAACAUCUUAGUGUUCAAAAGGUACCAAAGAAGAAAGCUCCACUUAAGCUGAACAGCACUGUUCUUAGGAGACCUAUUCCAAAGAUUGUCUCUGCUGAAGCUCCGGUCAAUGUUCCAUUAAUUUCCAAUUCCAAUGGUUCUGAUUACUAUUUCGACUUACCAUUUGCUUUUGAAGAUCUUAAAGUUAUCGAAGAGUUCUUUGGACUUAAUAAUUCCUUAUCUUUUGACGAACUAUUUGACAUUGUUCAAUUUCUUGAAUAUUCAGUUGAUCUUUCAGUUGAAGUUUCAUCUAUUGUCGAUUCCAGGGAAUAUUACUACUUCGACUUGCCUUUCUCUUUUGCAGACCUUGAAGAUGUUGAAGAUGACAAACACCUCUCAUUUGACGAAUUAUUUGACAUUGUUCAAUUUCUUGGUCUUGUUCCUAAGUCAACUCCAGUCCGGAAACUCACCUGGGCCGAACAUCUUAGUGUUCAAAAGGUUGUACCAAAGAAGGAUACUCCAUUGAAGAGUAGGACUACUAUUCUUAGAAAGGCUGUUCCAAAGAUUGUCUCAGUUGAAGUUCCAAUUGAAACACCAUCUACUAUCAAAUCCAAGGAUGACGAUUAUUAUUCAGACUUGCCUUUCUCUUCUGAAGAUCUCAAAGAUAUCGAAGAAUUCUAUGGACUUGAUGAAUACUUCUCAUUUGAAGAACUCUAUGACAUUGUUCAAUUUCUUGGUCUUCCAGUUGAAGUUUCAUCUAUUGUCGAUUCCAAGGAGUCUGAGUAUUAUUUCGACUUACCAUUCUCCUUUGCAGACCUUGAUGAUAUUCAAGAUGACAAACACUUCUCAUUUGAAGAACUCUGUGACAUUGUUCAAUUUCUUGGUCUUGCUCCUAAGUCAACUCCAGUCCGGAAACUCACCUGGGCUGAACAUCUCAGUGUCCAAAAGGUACCCAAGAAGAAAGCUCCCAUUAAGUUGAAUAAUACUAUCCUUAGGAGACCUAUUCCAAAGAUUGUUGAAGCUUCAAUCAAAGUUCGAACAGCUCCAGUUGAAGUUCCAACUAUCGAAUCCAAGAAUUUUGAUUAUUACUUUGACUUACCAUUCUCCUUUGAAGAUCUUAAAGAUAUCGAGGAAUUCUUUGGACUUGACAAUUCCCUAUCUUUUGACGAACUAUUUGACAUUGUUCAAUCCCUUGAUCUUGCUAAACCACCCCCAGAUUACAAUAUCAUGGCUGCUGUGAAGCCAACGCUUUCAAAUUAUCACUUUAGAAAGCUUCCAGUUCAAAAGUUUCCUAAAAGGAAGGCUUGA